This is a messenger RNA of Ziziphus jujuba (common jujube), 1264 nucleotides long. RefSeq names its product electron transfer flavoprotein subunit beta, mitochondrial. Gene Ontology annotation, cellular component: cytosol. Gene Ontology annotation, molecular function: electron transfer activity. The transcript has 5 exons. The coding region runs from base 269 to 1024 and encodes 251 amino acids. Lineage: Eukaryota; Viridiplantae; Streptophyta; Magnoliopsida; Rosales; Rhamnaceae. The record is from RefSeq and is a predicted model, not a curated record.
AAUAAUAAAUAAUCAUUAAAUUGAAGAUUAAUCCAAUUACUGCUAAUUCCCAUUUCCCAGCAUCCCAAUCCCAAUCCCAGCUCAGGUUUGAAGUUGAAGUUGAAGGCUUUUAUUCACCAAAAACGAAAAAAAAAAGUUGAAAGGGCUUUUAAUCGCAAGACCUUUGACCGACUUUCUCGGGGUCAGUCACCAAUUUCAUCUCCUUUGUUCAACCUCUGGUGUAUCACCCAAAUAAACAAAGAUUAUAGUUGUCUCAGAACCUCCGAAGAUGAAGAUAAUGGUGGCAAUAAAGCGAGUCAUCGACUACGCCGUCAAAAUCCGAGUCAAACCCGAUAAGUCUGGCGUGGAGACCAAAAACGUGAAGAUGUCGAUGAACCCCUUUUGCGAGAUUGCUCUAGAAGAGGCCCUUCGAAUCAAAGAGUCUGGCAUGGCUUCUGAGGUUGUGGCUGUUAGUAUGGGUCCUACACAGUGCGUGGACACGCUAAGAACAGGACUGGCUAUGGGUGCUGAUAGGGGUAUUCAUGUGGAGGCUACAGGGGCUCUGCUUCCACUCUCUGUUGCUAGGCUCUUGAGAGCGCUUGUAGAGGUUGAAGAACCUGGGCUUCUCAUUCUUGGCAAACAGGCUAUUGAUGAUGAUUGCAAUCAAACGGGGCAAAUGGUAGCAGGACUGCUCAACUGGCCACAGGGGACUUUUGCUUCUAAGGUUGUGUUGGAUAAGGAGAAACAGGCAGUGACAGUGGACAGAGAGGUUGAUGGUGGUCUUGAGACUUUGUGUUUAGACUUGCCAGCAGUUAUCACGACUGAUUUGAGGCUGAACCAACCGAGGUAUGCGACACUCCCGAACAUAAUGAAAGCAAAAUCAAAGGUCAUAAAGAAGUUUUCCCCGCAGGAUUUGAACGUGGAAAUCAAAUCUGAUUUAGAGGUUGUUCAAGUGACAGAGCCUCCCAAGAGAAAGGCAGGGGUUAUUGUUUCUUCAGUGGAUGAGCUCAUUGACAAGCUUAAGAAUGAAGCCAAUGUCAUUUGAUUAAACCUCUUUUUUUUUUUUUUUUUUUUUUUUUUUUUUUUUUUUUUUCCCCUCAAAAUAUGUCACCAAAUGGUAACUGCCAUUUGUAUCAAAACAUAUCACUGCACAAAUAAACACACAGUUCAAUAAUACAACAAUGUCAACAAAACUAUUUUUUAAAAAAAAAUUUCUAUAAAACUUAAUCAUAUUGACAAUUCAUUAUUAUUACUUUAUUAAUGAAUUAUUGUUUCUUCAGGGUAA